Sorex fumeus (smoky shrew) is the source of this 2511-nucleotide messenger RNA. RefSeq names its product prominin 2 (gene PROM2). The record is from RefSeq and is a predicted model, not a curated record. The transcript is spliced from 23 exons. Lineage: Eukaryota; Metazoa; Chordata; Mammalia; Eulipotyphla; Soricidae. The coding region runs from base 1 to 2499 and encodes 832 amino acids. Gene Ontology annotation, molecular function: cholesterol binding. Gene Ontology annotation, cellular component: prominosome; apical plasma membrane; cell surface.
AUGCCGCGGCCGUCGCGCCUCCUGGCGCCCCUGCUGGGCCUGGGGCUGACCCUGAGCCUGCACGCGGCGGGAGCCACCGCCGACUGCGGGUCUCUGGGCCCCGCCGAGCGCCUGGUGUUCACCCCCGCGUCCCGCGCACGGUGGCUGGCCCCUCGCGUCCGCGCGCCGGGACCCCUGGACCCGCUCUACAGCACCGUGCGCCGCUUCCUCGCGGUGGUGCAGCUGAACCCCUUUCCCGCGGAGCUGGUGAAGUCGUUACUGAACGAGCCGGAGUCCGUGAAGGUGGAUGAGGUGGUGCGGUACCAGGCGGGCUACGUGGUGUGCGCCGUGAUCGCCGGCCUCUACCUGCUGGCGGUGCCCACCGCCGGGCUGUGUUUCUGCUGCUGCCGCCGGCGCCGGCACUGCGGGGGCCGCGUGAAGACGGAGCACAAGGGCCUGGCGUGCGAACGCGGCGCCCUGCUGGCCUUCCUGCUGCUGACCACCCUCGUGCUGCUGGUCGGCGUCGUGUGUGCCUUCGUCACCAACCAGCGCGUGCACCAGCACACGGGCCCCAGCGUGGAGGCCGUGCCCGAGACCCUGCUCAGCCUGCGGGGCCUGGUCGCCGAUGUCCCCCAGGAGCUGCAGGCUGUGGCAGAGCAGUUCUCCCUGCCCCAGAAGCGUGUCUUGGAAGACCUGGAUGGAGUUGGCCUGAACAUCGGCAACACAAUCCAUGCCCAGCUCAGGGGUACCGUGGAGCAUACACUGAACUCAGUGCAGAGCCUGGGUCAGGCCCUGCAGAUGUCUGUGGACCACCUCCGGGCGCUGAACGCCACCACCGAGGAGCUGAGGCAGGGCCAGCACACCCUGGAGCGGGCCGUGCGGGAGCUCCGGGGGCAGCUCGAGGCCCUGUUGCAGGAGGCAGGCUGCCGGGGCUGCACCUCUGCCCUGGGCCAGGCCCGGGCCCUGGAGCUGGGCGCUGACUUCAGCCAGGUCCCUGCUGUGGAGGAUGCCCUGCGCCGUCUCCAGGGCGUGCCCCGGGCCAACUUCUCCGAGAUGGUGCAGGAGGAGAACAACACCUUCAACGCCCUCCCGUUCCUGACCGCCCUCCAGGUGGCAGACAGGGUCCAAGAGCUGAGAAAGGUGGUGCAGAAGCAGCCCAAGGGGCUGAGCUCGCUGUCAGAGGGCUUCCCCAGCUGGGAGGCCGCCGCGCGCUGGAGCCAGGCGCUGGAGGACGUGGAACAGCGCAGCCGGCCCUACCUGAAGGAGGUGCAGCGAUACGAGAGAUACAGGUGGAUCCUAGGCUGCGUGCUGUGCUCCAUGGUCCUGCUGGUGGUGGUCUGUAACCUGCUGGGUCUCAACCUUGGCAUCUGGGGGCUGUGGGCCAGGGAGGACCCCAGCCACUCGGAAGCCAAGGGCGAGGCUGGAGCCCGCCUCCUUUUGAUGAGCGCAGGACUCAGCUUCCUCUUUGCCGCCCCUCUUAUCCUGCUGGUCUUCGCCACCUUCCUGGUGGGGGGCAACGUUCAGACCCUGCUGUGCCGCAGCUGGGAGAGCGGGGAGCUCUAUGAGUUCGCUGACACGCCAGGAAACUUGCCCCCUUCCAUGAACUUGACCCAACUUCUUGGUCUGAAGAAGAACAUCAGCAUUCUCCUAGCCUAUGAGCAGUGCCGGGAAGGAGCUGCGCUCUGGAAGGUUCUACAGCUCAAUGACUCCUAUGACCUGGAAAAGCACCUGGAUAUCAGCCAGUACACCGCCCAACUGAAGCAGGACCUGAAGAACCUCAGGGUGAAUGUUCAGAACUUGGAUCUGCUGAGCACAGACGCCCGCCGGGACCUGCAGGCCCUGCAGAGCAGCGGGAUCGAGCAGAUCCAGUACCCCAUCUUCCACAGCCAGCUGCAGAAGCCCGUGCUGACCACAGAGGUGGAGCGGCUGGCCGAGGCGCUGGACAGGCUGGCACAGGCUCAGGGGCCCACAGGGCUGCAGGCGCAGCUGCAGGAGAAGGCCCAAGAACUGAGGCGCCUCCACCAGCACCAAGUUGUCCCUCGGCAGGGACUUAUGGCCAUGCUCAACCUCAGUGUUGCAGUCCUGGAGUCCUUGGUACCUCGUCUCCAGCGGGAGACCUCGCAGACCCUGGACGCAGUGGCUCACCUCACUGGAGAGCUGCCGGCCUGGACAAACCGGAUCCUGAAGAAUGAGAGUGAGUGCUUCCUGGCCCGGGAGACUGGCUACCUCUCCCAGUACCUGGACUGGGUGAGAGAGGAGGUGACACAGCACAUCGCCACCUGCCAGCCUCUGUCUGGGGCCCUGGACAACAGCCGUGUGAUUGUGUGUGACAUGCUCACUGACCCUUGGAACGCCUUCUGGUUCUGCCUGGCUUGGUGCACCUUCUUCCUGAUCCCCAGCAUCAUCUUCGCUGUCAAGACCUCCAAAUACUUCCGUCCCAUCCGCAAACGGCUCAGCUCUACCAGCUCGGAGGAGACGCAGCUCUUCCACAUCCCCCGGGUCACCUCUCUGAAGUUGUAGACCUCAGCGGGG